This is a messenger RNA of Lingula anatina, 1389 nucleotides long. RefSeq names its product chromatin remodeling protein domino. Lineage: Eukaryota; Metazoa; Brachiopoda; Lingulata; Lingulida; Lingulidae. Gene Ontology annotation, molecular function: ATP hydrolysis activity; histone binding; ATP binding. The record is from RefSeq and is a predicted model, not a curated record. Gene Ontology annotation, cellular component: Swr1 complex. Gene Ontology annotation, biological process: chromatin remodeling.
AUUUAUGCAACUAUAAAGUAACUGACUAUUUAUUUUAAAUACAGAUAACUCGGACUAAAAUACAAUUCCAUAAUUUCAGCUGUCUCAGGCCCAGAUCAUCUCCCAGGCCCAGCUCCAGCAGUUAAGUUCUCAGACAACAGGGACACCUGUCGCCACUCUGGUGAAGACCGUCUCUGCCCCCAGCGGUCCUAGUGUCACCAUUCCUGUCAGUGCUGUCAGCGUGGGAGGUGUCAACAUACUGUCACAGCAGAAGUUGACAUCAGUGUCCAAGGCCACUGGACUACAGCAGCAGAUCAAGCAGCUUCAGUUCCAACAGCUUCAACAGCAGAGGAAGCUUGGCCAGAUACAGCAACAGAAAGUGGCAACGCUGACCACGACCCCACUGCUGAAGCCCGGGCAGACCACUCCUCUGAGCACAGUGCAGAUCAUCUCUCACCAGGGUCAGCAGAAGGCAGGUCCCACCAUACAGCAGAUCCAGCAGAUCAUUCAGCAGCACCAGCAGAAGGCUCCUUCAGCCCAGGGCCAGUCUAUCCAGCAGUCUGCCCCAACUAUCAUCACCCAGCUUGUCACCCAGUCCAUGGCACAGAUGAUUACCAAGCCUACCACCGCCAUUGCUGCCUCACCAGCCAGGCCGGGCACAGCGGUCACCAUAGCAAUGCCGGUUACCAUAACAACACCUAUGCAACAACAGACGGCGGGGCAGACCACAGUGACUGUGGUGGGCACCUCGGUCUCCAGUCUGGCCACGCCCACAGUGUCAUUAUCUCAUUCAGUAACCCACACGGCAGCGCCCCCUAACGUGACAAUUACCCAGGCGGCAGUGAUACCGUCAGCAGCAGCGGCCACGGUAACCCAGGUAUCCGCGGCCACAGCUGCCGGGGCAUCACGCCCCGUACAGACCCCGGUUAUUGUCAGCGAGCAGCAGGGCACGCAGCAGAGCCCCGUAAAGCAGGUUCAGGUGACGGUGCCGCCAUCGCAGACUAGUAAACCAGAGACGGUGAUCAGUGUGACGUCAGAGGCAGGAACGCCGGGACAGGCAACACAGCAGCAAGGAGGGGACGCCGCUGCUCAGCAGUCUAAAACACCCUACGCUAUGAGGCUGCGGAAUCCACCAAGAAAUACGUAAUUGUUUCUGUCGUUUACAAGUUAGCUUUUGUACUAUGCAUGUUUCUUUUUAGGAGGAAUGUAAUUUCUUAGUCUCCUAGGUUUCAGGAAAUGAAAGAAUUUAACAAGGUAGCAAACAUUAAUGCAUCAUUUCUCCCAAAAUAAAAGACUGAAAUAUAUUAUGGAGAAUUUAUAUGUAUAAAAUGGACUUUGGAGAUCAUAUGAUGAGUAAAGAUUAUUGUGAGUAUAGUUAGGUAAAAUUACAAAGAUUUAUGUUUUAGGUUU